GCUUUGACACAUGUGAUGGUGUUCACGUACUCAGACUCUCCCCUUUCAUCUGACAUCAAGUGCGCGGGCGGCACUUCUGCUACACUAGACUCGAUGGCAGAAUAUCAGGGAAAUCAGGCUGCCGAACAGCCCUCCGAAGACCAAACUAACAGAAAUGCUCAGCACAGGUGUCCAGAUGAGACUAGUGGACGCAUGGAGCUGCCCAAAGAGCUCAGGAAUCCCCGCAGUAACCGGGCAAAAUCUAAAGAGCGCAAACGACUAAACACUCACAAACUAGUCUUGCAAUACGUAGUCCCGUGCAUGAACUCCUACGGUUUGUGUAUAGUUGAUAAUUUUCUAGGGGACAGGAUCGGAGAGCGCGUUGUGCAGGAGGUGAAGCGCAUUCACCACAGUGGCAACAUGCAGGAUGGGCAGCUGGUGAGCCAAAAACUAAACAAAAGCAAAGCUAUUCGAGGGGACAAGAUUGCAUGGGUCGAUGGCACCGAAAGCAACUGCCAAAACAUUGGCUAUCUGUUGACCCGAAUGGACAAGAUCAUCACGUGUGCAGACGGCAAACUGGACAAGUUCAAAAUCAGGGGAAGACAUAAGGCAAUGGUGGCUUGUUAUCCAGGAAAUGGAGCAGGAUAUGUGAAACAUGUAGAUAACCCUAACGCAGAUGGCCGCUGCGUCACCUGUAUUUACUAUCUGAAUAAAAACUGGAGUGCAAAGGAGCAUGGUGGAUUGCUAAGGAUCUUUCCUGAAGGAAAACCUUACGUAGCCGACAUCGAGCCUUUGUUUGAUCGACUUCUGCUUUUCUGGUCAGAUCGCAGGAACCCUCAUGAAGUUCAACCAUCGUAUGCUACAAGGUAUGCAAUCACUGUGUGGUACUUUGAUUCAGAAGAAAGAGCUGAAGCAAAAAGAAAAUUCAGAGAUUUGACAGCCAACUCACAGGAAGGUUCAACUUCUUAACAGAAAUACACUGGCCUGUCUCCUCCAAGGGGAUUUCUUUUGUCUACUGUCUUAUUUCUUUGCUUUUUUUUUUUUUUUGUUAAUUUUUAAUUUUUACAUUGCUUGUUGCACUAAUGGUACCUAUCCCCCCACUUUGUAUUUGUGAUUUACCACGUCCGAAGCCGGUCCUUAAAAUAAGUGAAGAGUUGUUUGAAUAAGCCGCUGCUAAUGUAAAGACAAUUUUGAGAAAAAUGUGAGAAUCAUAAGACUGAUUAAUGCAUUAUUAGAUGUUUAUUGUAAUUCUUCUUUUAAAAAAAAUCUUCCAGAGCUAUAUUGUCUAAAUGUGUAAAGAGAAAAACAAAAAGGAAUAGAAAAGAGAGAGAUAUAUAUAUAUAUGUAUAUAUAUAACACUAGUUGUUUGUUUCAGAACUAUAUCACCAAGCGUUAUAAAUAUGUUCUUUUCAUGCUUGUCCCUUUUUGUUAUGCUAUUAUUUUCUGUUUUGGCACAUAUUUUAUCAUUCUAUGCGCAGUUUAAGAACACUUCAGUAGAAAGGAAAUCUGAAACUUGUCAGUUGACUUGAAGUUGUGUAUAUAUAGAUGCUUUGUUAUUUUUGAACGACAGUUUGAUGUUGAAUGAGACUCUUUUGAAUAGAGAUGUUUAUAAAAGUCCUUCUGUACUGUGUUCACAAACGUUUAAAAAGCACUUAGUCAGAUGAUAUUGUUUAUUUGUUCAAUCCCAGUGUGUGUUAGUGUUUAAUGAGAGAAUUGAAUCAGCUUGCAUGCAGGUCAGCAACGCUGCUCAACCACACCCUUGGAUCAAUAUCAUUUGACAGUUGUUUCAUAACAUUUUGAGCUUUAUAAAAUGUUUCUUUCACAAAAGUUGUUCUGGACAAAGAAAUCUCAGAAUGUAUGACCAGGUUGGUUCAUGUACUGUACACAAAUUGAGAUUUACAUCUAUUUGAAAAUGGCCAAAUUAAACAAUGUGUUGAAUUGUUUUUAACUGUUUAUAUUGAAUUGUUUUGUUUCAGUAAUAAAGUUUUUCCUUUGGCCAUAAUUUA
Messenger RNA from Labeo rohita (rohu), 1985 nucleotides. RefSeq names its product egl-9 family hypoxia-inducible factor 3 (gene egln3). Bases 16 to 948 code for a protein of 310 amino acids. The transcript is spliced from 5 exons. Gene Ontology annotation, biological process: cellular response to hypoxia; peptidyl-proline hydroxylation to 4-hydroxy-L-proline. Lineage: Eukaryota; Metazoa; Chordata; Actinopteri; Cypriniformes; Cyprinidae. Gene Ontology annotation, molecular function: ferrous iron binding; L-ascorbic acid binding; peptidyl-proline 4-dioxygenase activity. Gene Ontology annotation, cellular component: nucleus; cytoplasm. The record is from RefSeq and is a predicted model, not a curated record.